UCCUUUGCGUCUACGUCUAUUGUGUUUUAUUGUGUACAACAGUAAUAGUCGAAAAUAAAUCUAUUAAUGUAGAGAAAUUUGUAGUAAAUCUGUGUGUGUUGCAGUUAUUAGAAAACCUUCAAUAUAUCGCUCCUAAGGGAACUACUCCGGAGGCUCAUGGAGGAAAACGUGGCGGAGAGCGAGCAGCAGGAGCUGGAGCCGGAGCCGGAGGAGAUGGCGCUGGUGGGGGUGGAGGAGGGCGACGCGGGGCUGGCGGUGAUGGCGGUGGACGGCGGCGAGGCGGGCGCCGCGGCGGGGGCCGACGCGGGGGGCGACGACGAGGAAGAGCAGGAGUUCGACAUCACCCUGGCCGCUACACACUCGUACAUGGGUGGGUACCUGGAGCAGAUGGGCGGGCGGCGCACGCUGGAGGCGGGCUGGCGGGGGCUGGUGGCGGGCAUGGCGCACCACAGCACCGUGUUCCCCGGGGAGACCGUGCCCCGGCUGCUGGCGCCCGAGCCGCUGCGCGACGUCAUCCUGCACGAGAGGAUGUUCUGUCUGCUGUGCCCUGACGAGGCGGGCAUGGACGUGUCGGGCAUGGGCGUGCUGUGCGAGGUGCUGACCGGCGCCACCGACGGCAGCGUGGUGGCGCGCGCCGCGCACCGCGUGCGCAUGCGCCAGCCCCACUACCGCAACGGGUUCGCCUUCCGCAAUAUGCAGAUGAUCGAAGUGGAGGUCCUGCCAGAGCUGGCGCCGGGCGACCCCAUGCUGCCCUCCCGGCUGCCCUCGCUGAACCCGCUGCGGCGCGUGCAGGACUCCAGUUUGCAAGCGGUGAUCCGGCGCAUGGACGCCGCGCCGACGCCGGUGCCGGCGUUCGUGUGGCGCAUGUUCGACUACCGGCGCCUGCGCGCGCGCCUCACCGAACACUUCGCUACCCUGGACCUCGCCGACAAGAUGCCGCACGACCCGGUGUCGCUGUCGUUCUGGGUGGCGUCCAACCUGACGCUGUCGGCGCGCGACCGCAACGCGCUGUUCGAGGUCGACAACGCGCUGUUCCGGCUCAAACUCGCGCUGCGCUUCAUAGACAAGUCGAAGGCGCUGUGCUGCGGCUCGUGCGGCGCGGAGCUGUCGCGGCGCUCGCACAUGUUCGCCAUGUCCAGCGACGGCGUGCACGCCAACUACACUAAUUUUGGCGGCUUUAUGCACGACGUGGUGACGGUGCGGACGGCGACGGAGACGCUGCUGGGGCCCCCCAGCGCCGAGUACUCGUGGUUCCCGGGCUACACGUGGCGCGUGGCGCAGUGCAGCGCGUGCGGCACGCACGUGGGCUGGCGGUUCGACGCGAUGAAGCGCAAGCUCCGGCCAGCGCAGUUCUUCGCUCUCUGCCGCAACUUGGUGAUGCCGCGCGCCGAGCGGGAGCUCUCCGACGACGACACCGACGCCGUCUGAACGCCGACGCCGACGCCGACAGCACUGAACGCCGACGCCACGCCGUGCCGCCCACCACUGAACGAUCCCUUCGCAAGACGUAGUUCCUACUGUUGUACCCCAACGUGGUGACAAGGAUACUCCGACAGGACAGAUGCGCCACCAACACUUCUCCUAUAGCCGCAGUUCCUCUCUGUCGCGCCGUGGUGGCGAGAGUACUCCCACCACGAGACCGACUACGUUUGGCUCUGCACCGACCCGCACCAAAACUACCAAAAGAGAUAACUAACGAGGGGUGUGCUCUUCCUCGUAUAGUAGAGUUGUGCCUGCUCGUUCACUGAAAAGAUCGCUCCCAACUAGUACGAUCUCCGAAGUGUACUAGUUCGUUCUUUUAGGACAUUUAGUACAGUAGUACACCGAGAGAGCGAGAGACAAAUUGUGCAUAUGUCACUCCUCGGCUCUUCGCUCCUUUCGCUCCCAUUCUGUUGCGUGUGUGAGUGUACUAAAUGUACUAGAGAGCAGAAUCAUUUGGUAGUAGUUCAGUCUAGUACAUUGCAGGGAAUCGUGUCUUUUGUACUAUUAGUACAUGUCCUACACAAGCCUAUAGUAAAGUGACAUCGUAUGAGUAUGACUCAUCCUCAUAUAGCAGAACAAUCUACAAUCCUUUCUGCAUAUUAAAGCGAUUAUCGUUAAAAAUGUAAGGCCGAACAUAAUAAAAUUAGACUUAUAUUGACCGGGAUAUAGACCGUGAUUACCUUUUUGAUUUUUGUCGAGCUCCCGAUAUUUCGACGCAGUUGCAUGCAUCCUGAUCACGGAAAACUGACGAAGGCGGGUGGAUG
Messenger RNA from Leguminivora glycinivorella, 2246 nucleotides. Its product is annotated as protein cereblon-like. NCBI's taxonomy places the organism in Eukaryota, Metazoa, Arthropoda, Insecta, Lepidoptera, Tortricidae. The coding region runs from base 157 to 1428 and encodes 423 amino acids. The record is from RefSeq and is a predicted model, not a curated record. The transcript has 10 exons.